AUGGAAAGUAAGAAGAGACGUAUUCCUAAUGAUGAUGAUCGUGAGGAAGAGGAUAAAAGGAAUAAUAUGAACGACAAGAAAAAGAAAAAGAAAUCAAAUAUUGAUAGCUAUGGCAGAAAGGUUUGGGAUAAAGAAUAUUAUCAAAAAAAAGUAGAAGAAAAAGAUGAAAAUGAAGAAGACGAAUUAAUACUUAAACUGUUACCAGAUUUAAAAAAGGCUAAAGGGGUUUUACCACCUCCCCCUUCAGAAAGAAAAUUAUUAGAAGAAAGAAAAGAACAAUUAUCCUUAGAAAAAAAUCUAGGAAAAAUUCAAAUUGUUCAUCAAAAAAGUACGAAAGAACAACAGGGUGGCUAUUAUUGUAAAAUAUGUGAUUGUGUCCUUAAGGACUCACAAACAUAUUUAGAUCAUAUUAAUGGAAAAAAUCACAACAGAAUGUUAGGAUAUAGUAUGAAAGUAAAAAGGGUUAAUUUAGAUGAUGUUAAAAAGAGAUUAAGUAUUCUUAAGGAUAAAAAAAAUAAUAAAUCACAUGAAAAAAUAGAAAUGGAUUUUUAUGAAGAAGCGAAGAAAAGUCUAAAAGAUCUACAAGAGAUUGAAGAGAAAAAAAUACAGAAAAGGAAGGAAAAAAAGCUGCUCAAAAAGUUGGAGAAGCAAAAAAAAAAAGAGCAUCAAUUACAUGUGCAAAAUGAACAACUGACAGAACAAACACAGCAUACGGAGGAAGAUGCUACAAUUAUGAAAUUUAAGGAGCUCGGGUUACCUACCUCUUUUGUGUGA
Molecule: messenger RNA, 774 nt
Organism: Plasmodium malariae
Lineage: Eukaryota; Apicomplexa; Aconoidasida; Haemosporida; Plasmodiidae
Product: zinc finger protein, putative
Exons: 1
Coding region: 1-774 (257 amino acids)
Biological process (GO): mRNA splicing, via spliceosome
Cellular component (GO): spliceosomal complex; U4/U6 x U5 tri-snRNP complex
Molecular function (GO): zinc ion binding; nucleic acid binding
Source: RefSeq, a predicted model, not a curated record